This is a messenger RNA of Rotaria sp. Silwood1, 1083 nucleotides long. The record is from the annotation of a GenBank genome assembly. NCBI's taxonomy places the organism in Eukaryota, Metazoa, Rotifera, Eurotatoria, Philodinida, Philodinidae.
AUGUCAUCAUGUCCAAAAGAAUUAGAACGAAAUGGUCCAACAUUUGGAAUGUCAUUUACAGCUGAACAAGGUGAAAAGCUUUUUCAACGUUAUUUAAAUAAAAAAGUCAGCUGGUUUGAAUCUGGUGAAGGUGGUUUAAAUAAUCUUAUUUUCUUUGUUGAAUGUGAAAAUGAUCCAGAUAAAUAUGUUCUCAAAAUUGGUGGUCGAUCUUGUCCAAAAAUAAAAACUGAAUCCGAAGUUGCUGCUAUUAAUAUAGUUCAUAAAUAUACACAAAUUCCUCUUCCAAAAGUUGUUGCUUAUUCAUCAGAUAAUAAGAAUGAAUUUGAAGUUGAAUGGAUUGUAAUGACACGUUCUAAUGGGAAACCAUUAAGAAGUUCAUCAAAAACAAAUGAUAUUUGGCCAAAUUUAUCAAUUGACCAACAAAAAUCAAUAAUAAAUGAACUUGUUGAAUAUGUAGCUCAAUUUCAUAAUAGUAUUCCACGUUCAAAUCAAAUUGGAAAUUAUAAAAUAAACGGUGAAAUAGGUUCUGAUAUAAGUAAAAUGGGUCCAUGGAAUAAUUAUAAAGAUUUUUAUAAUGAUCGUUUGAAAUGUCAAAUAUCAACAUUAAAUGAUGAAUCAAUAUUUGAACCAAUUCGUGAUGAUCUUAUGAAAUCAAUAAAAGAAUUUCAAAAAUUCGAUCUUCCAUCAUUUGAUGAUAUUCCAAAUGUGUUUACACAUAAUGAUCUUGGUGUUCAAAAUUUAAUUGUAUCUGAUGAUAAUAAAAUAAAAGGUAUUAUUGAUUGGGAAUGGUCUGGUUCAUAUCCAAUAUCUGAAGAAUAUUUUCGUUCAUAUAAACCAAUUAUUUAUAGUGAUCAAUUAAAAAGUUAUCUUUAUGAUCAACUUGAAGAACAUAAUAUUCCAACUCCACGAACAAUUCAUAAUUUUUCACUUUUACAAAAAAUGUCCGAUUUUCUUAUAUCAAUUGUUCCCUGGUAUCUUACUGAUUUAGCUAAUCCUGAACAUCCAAUUGUUGAAAAAGAAUUAUGUAAAUGUCGAGAUAAAGUUAAAACACUUGUUCAACAGAUUAAAGAAGAAUUAAAAUAA